UAGGCUUCUCAACCCCGCCGGGGAGGCUCUCCAUGAUGGCUUUCGUCCUCAAUGCACUUACCUGUGCUCUGGGCUUGCUGUACUUCAUCCGCCGAGGAAAGCAGUGCCUGGAUUUCACAGUCACAGUUCACUUCUUCCACCUUCUGGGCUGCUGGAUUUAUAACUCGCACUUUCCCUCCACCCUGACGUGGUGGCUGGUGCACAUCGUGUGCACUGCGCUGAUGGCUGCCAUCGGGGAGUACCUCUGCAUGAGGAUAGAACUCAGAGAAAUCCCCCUCAAUUCUGCCCCCAAAUCCAAUGUAUAGACUCACUCUGGCAACAACAUGCUGCAUUAUGUUAUUGUUUCCAGCACAAGUGCAUCUAAUGCCCAAGAAUCAUCACUGAAGAAGCACAGCAGGUCUGUUUAGACUUGGGUGGGGUUUUUUUGGGGGGACCUUGGUGACCGCAUGAGUGUGAGCAUCUCCUUUGGCCUCAGCUGACAACAGGGGAGGAACAGAUGUUUAUUUUGCUAACACAAAGCAUUUAAUGACUGUAUGGCAAGUGUGCUUUUAAACUCUUCACUCAUGAGACUGUUCAAAGCCAGGUAGCAAAACUUGAUGCGUGAGGAGCAUCUGG
Nestor notabilis (Kea) is the source of this 615-nucleotide messenger RNA. It is a transcript of the gene SYS1, whose product is annotated as Sys1 golgi trafficking protein. Lineage: Eukaryota; Metazoa; Chordata; Aves; Psittaciformes; Psittacidae. Bases 33 to 305 code for a protein of 90 amino acids. Gene Ontology annotation, biological process: Golgi to endosome transport; Golgi to plasma membrane protein transport; protein localization to Golgi apparatus. The record is from RefSeq and is a predicted model, not a curated record. The transcript has 2 exons. Gene Ontology annotation, cellular component: trans-Golgi network; Golgi membrane.